Molecule: messenger RNA, 2469 nt
Organism: Strongylocentrotus purpuratus (purple sea urchin)
Lineage: Eukaryota; Metazoa; Echinodermata; Echinoidea; Camarodonta; Strongylocentrotidae
Product: retinol dehydrogenase 8
Exons: 8
Coding region: 260-1654 (464 amino acids)
Biological process (GO): monocarboxylic acid transport; transmembrane transport
Molecular function (GO): oxidoreductase activity; monocarboxylic acid transmembrane transporter activity
Source: RefSeq, a predicted model, not a curated record
UGGCUCUAGGUGUACGUGUAUUUCCGGGUUGACACAGGACGAUCCUCAUCAUUAGAACAACGAAAGCACAGGAGGACACACAGUGUCCGAGCUCGGAGCUCCACUAUACUCGACUAUAUUCUUACGAACCAGACUAGACGAAAAAUAGCCACAUUAAUAUAACAAAUCAGUAGUAAAGGCAGCAGCAACAGGAAGAGCUCUGGAGGCCACUUGUGAUGUACUCAAGUUCCACUGAUAAAGAAACUUCGAAAAGUUAGAUAUGGGAUCAAGGACGAAAGAAUUCGCAAAUUACUCCAAACUGUCCCGCAUAGAAGAAGAGAUUGGCAAAUUCAGAAAUGGCGCCGUCAAAAGGAAAAAGGUCACCGCGCAUGCACAAAAUGGCGGUGAAAUUCAAAGUUCAGAGAAGAAGACAUCAAGAUCAUCGCCACAGGCCUUUCAUGCCCCUGAUGGAGGUUAUGGAUGGUUCAUUCUACUUGCUGCUCAUUGUACGCUCAUCUUCAGGGAGGGGAUUGCUAAGUGCCUUGGUGUAUUCCUACCAACCUUCCGAAGUUACUUCGAUGUGUCCACGUCUCUGAUUGGUUGGAUUAGUUCCAUCUGUGUCACGUUUGCUGAUUUCACAGGUUUGAUAAGCGGUCCUUUAUGCAGACGCUUUGGAUGUAAGCCUGUCGCUAUGGUCGGGGGUUUCUUUGCUGGACUCGGCCUUACACUUGCUGCUUUUACGGUCGAAGUCAGCCAACUCGCAAUAUGUCUAGCGAUUUCAGUAAGUUAUCAGGCGUUCGAUAUGGCGCCAAAGAUUACGCUGAUCACGGGCUGCUCCUCUGGCAUUGGUCUUGCUACAGCUGUGAAGCUUGCCCGGGAAGCUGCGAAAGGGUAUGUGGUGUACGCCACGAUGCGCAACCUAGACAAGCGGAGCGAGCUGGAGAAGGCCGCAGGACAGGAGCUCAACAGUACCCUGUUCGUUCUCGAGCUCGAUGUGACGAAACACGACACGAUCACGGCUGCGGUGAACACUGUGAUAGAAAAGCACGGUCGUUUGGAUAUUUUGGUCAACAACUCGGGUAUUGGCAGCUAUGGUCUCCUUGAAGACACCACCUUUGAGCAGAUCAGAAGAGUCAUGGAAACUAACUUCUUUGGGGCCGUUAGGAUGACCCAGGAAGUGAUUCCUAUUAUGAAGAAGCAGAGGUCAGGGCGUAUCAUUAACAUCAGCAGUACCACCGGUAUAUUUGGUAUCCCUUACAUGGAGAUCUACUGCGCCUCUAAAUAUGCACUGGAGGGUUUUUCCGAGAGUCUAGCGGCCACCCUUCGACCUUACAAUAUCUGGGUGUCUACUAUUCAACCUGGGCCGGUCCAUUCCAAAUUUGGCGAGAACUUGGCGGUCAAUGACCUCCCGACUUUCGACUUUGCCCUUCAACUUGACCCGAGUGACCCGGUUCGAAGGUCGGUCGAAAAAUGCUCUUCGGUUCUUCGUAAAGGUUUUGAUAACCCUCAGGAACCGGGAGAUAUAGCAGACGUCAUCCACAGAGCAAUAACAGACGACAGGCCUCAUUUUCAAUAUCCGACAAGUCAAUUUCGCGCCCAGUACGCAGCCAAAAAGUUUGUUGACCCUUCAAAUGAUGCAAUGGUAGAAUACUUUGCUGAUGCAUGUACUCCAUGAGAUGCAAAGCCCCCCCCCCCCCUCUUCAUAUUGGAAUGAUGUCAUAUAUAUCAUCACCAAAAGACGAAGGGUCUCUUUGUAACCAUGGUUACGAGCAGGGUGUUGCUAGGGGAGGGUUCAGGUUACACAUUGACCAGUCUCUUCUUUUUUUUAUUUAAUUAUUUCUGUCGAAAAGAUGUAUUAAGGAGACCGUAUUAGCGACAUUUUUUAAAAACAUUUUCUUUGCACCUGUCAGGAAAUUUAGAAUUAAUUGUACUUGACAUCUUUAUCAAGGAUUUGUUAGAAAGUGAUAAUCAAAUAAAGAAGAGUGAAAUCACUUUUGUUGGGCCAGUACUUUUACUUUGAAUAUGACGGAAUGAUGUAUGGCCAAACAAAUUUUUGGGAUCAAUUUAUUAUGUCCUCCUAUAUUUAUGUUGCAUUAACACAAAAUGAAAAGAAAACAAACAGACAUAUAAUUUCCGACUACUAUUAUUUAAGAUCGUAUUAUAUAAUUUCUAGGCUGUUUGAUUAAAGGCAAUAUGAUUUAUUUUAUACCAAGUAUAAAGGAAACCAUAAACUAACAUCAUAUAUUUAUGUUACAUACAGAUAGAUCUCUGAAGAUUUGUGAUUAACGUCAUCUUUUGUUGUAUAUUUUCUCCCUCUUUUUUCUCGUUAUCGGUACCACCUCAUCAUUAACAUUAGACCUUAUAUUUACUUUGAAUUGUAUACUUUUCUUUUAUCAUUGGGGGUAGUCCUCGACAAAUCAUUUUUGAUUUUUGACUACCCCUUCUAUAUUUGCUGAUUUUCUUUUUUAAACAUACAUUCUUCAAUAUGUA